CAACGCGUGUUUGGGAGGGAGGUGUUCUCUCACCACCUCACACCACCCUCCAUUCACCCUCAACCCGCUUUGCUCCUGGCACGAGGGCGUGCGCACUGUUCAUAUGCCGUCCAACUCCCUCCUCCCUUCAUGAUGCAGCCGGCGGAAAAAACCGCAACUUCCACCUCCCGCUGUCCAAGCUCAGCGGCCGAUAUCUCGUUUUCCCAGGAAAGCCAUAAAGGACGCUUGUGUUCGUGUCCUCCGUCUUUCCGCCGUCUGUCCGUCUUCACUAUCAUUCAGGACUUCUCACUUCCGUCGGAGUGUACUGUAUCUGUGUGUGCCAAAGUCACUGCGAAAGGUCCCCUGUCAUCCCCAACGACCUCCCUAUUACGGUGACGCGACAUGGGCAAAGUCUGUCGCAUUGUCAACCAGCCUCCGCUAGUUGGAAAGACCCAAUAUGAGAUAAUCAUAGUAGGAGCAGGAAUCCUCGGCUCAGCCCUUGCAGCAACCCUCGGAAACGACGGCCGCGACGUAUUGGUGAUUGAGCGGGAUUGGAAGGAACCCGAUCGCAUUGUCGGGGAGCUGUUGCAGCCAGGCGGCGUGAGGGCGCUGGAGAGGCUGGGCCUUGAAGACUGCCUCGAAGGCAUCGAUGCGAUCCCCUGCAACGGCUACGCCGUCUUCUAUCACGGCGACGAGGUGCGACUCCCAUACCCGACCGACAAGCUGCCCAACGAGGGCAGGUCCUUUCAUCAUGGCCGGUUUGUCGGGAAGUUGAGGGAGAGGGCUAAAGGGGCGGAUAACGUGACGGCAUUGGAAGCUUCUGUUACGGAACUGAUCUCGUGCCCUGUUACCGACAAAGUGCUGGGCGUGCGAUACUCAUACAAGGACUCAGAAGGAACCAGCCUCACCGCCAACGUCUACGCGCCGCUAACAAUCGUAGCAGACGGCUGUUUCUCACGGUUCCGCAAACAUGUCAACAACACACCCGUGCAGUCGAAAUCGCAGUUCGUAGGGAUGAUCCUCGAAGACUGCCCUUUACCUUACCCCAACCACGGCCACGUCAUCCUCGCCGACCCUUCGCCCAUCCUCCUCUACCAGAUAGGAACCCACGACACCCGUAUCCUCAUCGAUAUCCCCGGCAAGCUCCCCUCCUCAUCCACCGGCGCUCUCCAAACCUACCUCACGACCCACAUCGCGCCGCAACUACCCGCCACCCUCCGAUCGGCCUUCCUCACCGCGCUCGCCACCCAACGUACGCGGACGAUGCCGAAUAGUUUCUUACCAUCGACUGCGAAUACGACACCUGGGGUGCUGUUGUUGGGCGAUGCGAUGAAUAUGAGGCAUCCGUUAACGGGUGGGGGAAUGACGGUUGCGUUGUGGGAUGUUGUGAGGGUUAGGGAGGAGGUGCUUGUAAAGGGCGAGGUUGGGGAUUUGAGGGUGGGAGAGAAGGAGGAGGAGGGGAAGGAGGAGUGGGAGAAACGGUGGGAAGUGGAACGCAAAGUGGGACGACGGGUGAAGAGCAUGCAUUGGAAACGGAAAGAGUUGAGCAGCGUGGUGAAUGUGCUUGCGCAGGCGCUCUAUUCCUUGUUUAGUGCUGGUGAUGACCCACACAUGAAAGACCUCCAACGCGCCUGCUUCGCCUACUUCAAGCUCGGCGGGACCUGCGUCUCGACACCCGUUGGUCUGCUAGCCGGGUUGAUCCCGGAACCGAUGACGCUGGUGGGCCACUUUUUUGCGGUGGCGCUCUAUGGCGUUUGGUUGAUUCUGACGGGGCGGAUUGAUGCGCCGACGACGAGUUCGAUCGCUCGGGAAGGGAAGGAGGGGGAAGGCGCUGAGGUGGUUGACGGAGCGGGAGGGGGAGGAGGGGGAGGAGAAGGGAGGUUGGUUCGACCCGACUCGGCCAAAGAUCUUUCCGGAGUUCGAAAACGUAUCACCCCCAACUCAUCUUCAUCAGACGACGUCCCAUCCGUCACAUCCGCACCACACACACCACUACCAACCCUCACGAAAACAGCAGCGCAUCCAACAUGGCCCAAAACCCUCCUCGCCCUCCCCCAUAACACAGCCCGCAGCGUCCUCGCAAUUUACACAGCCUGUGUGGUCAUUUUACCCGUGCUUUGGAGUGAGGUGCAGCCGUAGGGAGCCCUGGGGAACCGUAGAGGGUGGUAUCUUGCUUUCUCUUCACACUUUUACUUUGUAGACCUUUUAAUGAUGGACCUAUAUCGGUUGUGUAUUAGUACAUAUGGCGC
This is a messenger RNA of Fimicolochytrium jonesii, 2228 nucleotides long. RefSeq names its product squalene epoxidase-domain-containing protein. Gene Ontology annotation, cellular component: membrane; endoplasmic reticulum. The record is from RefSeq and is a predicted model, not a curated record. Gene Ontology annotation, molecular function: squalene monooxygenase activity; flavin adenine dinucleotide binding. Gene Ontology annotation, biological process: ergosterol biosynthetic process. The coding region runs from base 382 to 2118 and encodes 578 amino acids. NCBI's taxonomy places the organism in Eukaryota, Fungi, Chytridiomycota, Chytridiomycetes, Spizellomycetales, Powellomycetaceae. The transcript has 3 exons.